UGUCAUGCACCAAUGAUAGUUGUAAGCUGUACACCUUUACAUCUUCAACUUCAUGACGAUGCGGAUUGAUUGCGUACUUAUCUGACAAUUGAUGACGGGGUACGUUCGUCUCAAGUACGAUGGCUCUUUUGCUAUAAAAACCUGUUGUUUUCGUUUUCCGUAAACGAGAAAAGCCCGAAACCAGUUCUCGGACACGUUUUUCGUCUUGUUAACUGUUAUCAAAUUUGUCUUUCAUCCACAAUAUCUCAUAAGCUGUACGUGCAUCUUUGCGAUGAAUACCCAGCUCUUACUGGCAUUUGCAGGCCUUGCCUUGCUAGCACAGAUUCUGUUCUCCUUUGUUCAAUGGCUUCGCUCCCCCCUACGAUCAGUACCCGGACCAUUUCUAGCUCGCUAUUCAGACUUUUGGUAUUUUCACCGGCUUAAACAAGGGAAAUUUGAGAAGGUCAACCAAGAACUACACGAACAAUACGGGCCGAUUGUGCGAUAUGGACCGAACCGAUACAGCAUCAACGACGCGGAAGCCCUCAAGACUGUCUACGGCCACGGCACGCAAUUCCAGAAGUCGGAGUGGUACAUCCCGUUCCAGCCCAACGAGGAUCUAUGGAACCUUUUCUCGGACCGCUCAGUGAAGCGUCAUGCUCACAGCAGACGGUUCUACACCAACGCAUACUCCAUGACAUCCCUCGUCAACUACGAGCCAUACGUGGACGAGUGCGGUGCUCUCUUCGCUCAACGUCUUUCGGAGUUUGCAAAGACAGGCUCCACGAUAGACAUCGCGCACUGGUUCCAGUGCUUCGCCUUCGAUGCGGUUGCGAUGAUGACCUACGGAAAGCGACUCGGGUUCCUGGAUCGUGGCGAAGACAUUGCCCAAGUCAUCGACAACAUCAACAAAAACAUGCUAUACUCAAGCUUGACCGGCAUCUUUCCUUCCGUGCAUGUAUACAUUGCACCACUGGUGUUCAACAUCACCAAGCGUCUUGGUAUGGGAGCAGGGAUGACGUACGUGAUCGACUUCAUAGCGCAGACCAUUGAGGAGGAGCGAGCUUCACCGAAGACAGUGAUCGAGGUCAAGGGUGCCGAAGACGGCACUGCUAUUGGGGAGACAUUUCUCACCAAGUAUUUGGCCAAGCACUCUAGCAACCCUACUGAGUUCACCAACUGGCAUAUUUUCAUCGGCUGCGCCAGCAACGUUUUUGCCGGAUCCGAUACAACCGGUAUCAGCAUCUCCGCCAUUGUUUACAACUUACUCAAGAACCCCGAUUCCUUGGCGAAGCUUCGCGAGGAGAUUGCACACUUCACCAGCCGAGGCGAACUUUCUCAGGCGCCGACCUUCAAAGAGAGUCAGAAGAUGCCAUACCUUCAAGCAGUGAUCAAGGAGGCUUUGCGAGUCCAUCCAGCUGUGGGCCUGCCACUUGAACGCAUCGUUCCCGAGGGCGGCGCUACCAUUGGUGGUCGUUUCUUUCCUGAGGGAUCCGUCGUUGGAAUCAACAGUUGGGUCCACCACCGAAAUACAGCCAUUUUCGGGGACGAUGCCGAAAAGUUCAACCCCGAUCGUUGGCUGAUUGAGGACGACGAGAAGAUUUCCGUGAUGAACAGAAACUGGAUGCCUUUUGGGUUGGGAUCCCGCACAUGCCUGGGCAAGAAUGUGUCUAUCCUGGAAAUGGCAAAGCUCAUUCCUAGGCUCAUCCGGGACUUUGACUUCAAGCUUGAAGGUGCGGCCGCUGCGCCAGGAGGGGCGUGGAAAACUAACAACGCAUGGUUCGUCAAGCCUCAGAACUUUCACGUCGAGGUGAAGUCGAGGGUGGCAGGCUACUGAAGUCACCACAUAUGGCAUUGCUGAUUUACCAAAAGCAUUUUAUGCAUUUGGUCCCGUCGACUCAGUCAGCAUCGAGCGUGUGGACGCAAAUCACACUGUCGCCAAGUUUAGUACAUGUAUAUUUUGUUAGUCAAGAGGUUUUGUCGUCACGACAUUGUGCUCGAGCGAGUGGUUGGAAUUGGGAAGCUAUGGUGCCAUUUGCAGAAGCGGCCGGCUUCGGGAUACAAGAUGCAAAUUGCUACCGCUCGUUGAACUGUGUUGGAAUGUACAGAGAAAUGUUAUACGAGGUAAUAUCAGACUACAUGUACGUGCGCCAACUUGGCUUGCUGUCUCCCCAAUUCUUGGACCUCCCGUACGUAGCCUUAUGCCAAAUCCGGUCUCUCUGA
Colletotrichum phormii is the source of this 2202-nucleotide messenger RNA. RefSeq names its product cytochrome P450. Gene Ontology annotation, molecular function: monooxygenase activity; oxidoreductase activity, acting on paired donors, with incorporation or reduction of molecular oxygen; heme binding. Bases 272 to 1816 code for a protein of 514 amino acids. The record is from RefSeq and is a predicted model, not a curated record. NCBI's taxonomy places the organism in Eukaryota, Fungi, Ascomycota, Sordariomycetes, Glomerellales, Glomerellaceae. The transcript has 4 exons.